This is a messenger RNA of Acanthosepion pharaonis, 2373 nucleotides long. Lineage: Eukaryota; Metazoa; Mollusca; Cephalopoda; Sepiida; Sepiidae. The record is from the annotation of a GenBank genome assembly.
AUGAAGAAGUCUAUCAAUAUUUUUAUCUUUCUGUCUCUCUAUCUAUUUCUCCCCCAUCUAUCUGUCUUUGUGUAUGUGUCUUUCCCUAUCUCUCUAUCGAGGUUUAUCUUUCUCUUUGUAUAUGCCUCUCUCUAUCAAGGUUUAUCUUUCUCUUUGUAUAUGCCUCUCUCUAUCAAGGUUUAUCUUUCUCUUUGUAUAUGCCUCUCUCUCUAUCUAUCUAGGUUUAUCUUUGUAUGUCUCUCUCUCUCUCUCUGUCUAGUUAUUUCUUCCUUCCUCAAUCUCUCUGUAUCUAUCUAUCUCUCUCUGUAUCUAUCUCUCUCUGUAUCUAUCUAUCUCUCUCUAUCUAUCUAUCUCUCUGUAUCUAUAUCUCUCUGUAUCUAUCUCUCUCUCUCUAUCUCUCUCUCUCUCUCUAUUAUAUCUCUCUCUAUGUAUCUCUCUCUGUAUUCUAUCUCUAUCUCUCUCUCUCUCUCUGUAUCUAUCUCUUAUUUCUAUUUAAAUGUCUCUCUCUCUCUAAAUAUCUCUGUAUCUAUCUCUCUCUAUUUCUCUCUCUCUAUCUCUCUCUCUCUCUAUCUCUCUGUAUCUCUGAUUAUAUCUCUCUCUCUCUCUCUGUCUAUCUCUAUCUAUCUCUCUCUAUCUAUCUCUCUCUCUAUCUCUGUAUCUCUCCUCUGUAUCUUCUCUCUCUCUGUAUCUCUCUCUCUCUUUAUCUCUCUCUUAAUAUCUCUCUCUCUCUGUAUCUCUCUCUCUCUGUAUCUCUCUCUCUCUAUCUCUCUCUCUCUGUAUCUAUCUCUCUCUCUAUCUCUCUCUCUCUCUCUCUCUCUAUCUAUCUCUCUAUUUAUCUAUCUCUGUAUUUUUCUCUCUCUGUAUCUAUGUACUCUAAAACUCUCUCUCUAUCUAUCUAUCAAUCAUCUCUCUCUGUAUAUCUCUCUCUGUCUCUCUCUGUAUCUAUCACUCUCUCUGUAUCUCUCUGUAUCUAUCACUCUCUCUGUAUCUCUCUGUAUCUAUCACUCUCUCUGUAUCUCUCUGUAUCUAUCUCUCAAUAUCUGUUUCUGCAAUGAUAAUCUGCUUAGUUCUUCCUUCUCCAUUUUACUACUUAUCAUCUUUCCCUUUCUCUCUGUUUCUACUUUUCCUCUCUCUCUCUCAUCUCUUGCUCUUCUCUAUCUCUCUCUCUCUCACUGUUUACUCUUUCGCUCUCUCUCUCACUGUUUACUCUUUCGCUCUCUCUCUCACUGUUUACUCUUUCGCUCUCUCUCUCACUGUUUACUCUUUCGCUCUCUCUCUCACUGUUUACUCUUUCGCUCUCUCUCUCUAAAAUAUCUAAAUUUUCGCUCUCUCUCUAAUCUCUAUUUUACUUUUCUCUCUCUCUCACUGUUUUCUCUUUCGCUCUCUCUCUCUCAAAUUUUCGCUCUCUCUCUCUCUCUAUCUCUUACCAGGCUCUCUCUCUCUCUCUGUUCUUUCUCCUCUCUCUCUCUCAGAUGUUAUUUUACUCUCUCUCUCUCUCUAAUCUGUUUACUUUUUUCGCUCUCUCUCUCUCUCUCUGAGACUGUAACUCUCUCUCUCUCUUUCUUUUACUCUGAUGAGAUUUUCUCUUUCCUCUCUCUCUCUCUCACUGUUUACUCUUUCGCUCUCUCUCUCUCUCACUGUUUACUCUUUCGCUCUCUCUCUCUCUCAACUGUUCUUUUUCUCUCUUCUCUUGAACUUUUUUUCUUUCUCUCUCUCUCUCACUAUUUUUCUAAAAUUCUCUCUCUUAAAAAAAUUUCUGCUCUCUCUCUCUCUCUCUGGCAAACUGAUUCUCUCUCUAUUUUUUUUUUCUCUCUCUCUCUCUCUCUCUCUCUAUUUUUAAAAUCUUUCUCUCUCUACAUCUGUGUUUACUUUUUCGCUCUCUCUCUCUCACUGUUUGAACAUAAAAAAAAAAAUCUAAAAAAAAAUUUCUUUCUCUCUCUCUCUCUCUGUCUAAAAUUUGCUCUCUCUCUCUCUCACUGUUUACUCUUUCGCUCUCUCUCUCUCUCACUGUUUGAGAAAAAAAUUUGUUUUACUCUUUGCUCUCUCUCUCUGACUGUUUUCUUUUCUAUAAAAUCUCUCUCAAUCUAUAUUUCUCUCUUAAACUCUCUCUCUCUCUCACUGUUUUCUCUUUCUCUCUCUCUCUUUCUCUCUCUCUCUCUCUCCUGUUUACUCUUUAUUCUCUCUCUCUCUCUGUUUUGGGCCAGUUUUUCUCUCUCUCUCUUGAUUUUUUACUCUUUCUCUCUCUCUAACGAAUCAUGUUCUCUUCAGUUUAUCUUCUCUCUCUUUAAAUGGAAACUCUUUCUCUUUCUCUCAUUUUAUUUACACAAACAAAGAUAUCAUACCAUUCUCUCUCUCUCACUGUUUACUCUUUAA